CGAGGCUGCGUCCCGGGAAGCCCGGCCCCCCGCGCCCCCCGGCCCGGCCCGGCGCCCCGGACCUGAGCGCGCCCCCAUGGAGGCGCCCGGGCUGGCCAAGGCGGCCGCGGCGGACGCCGACUCCCGAGAGAGCUCGGGGGAGACCCCCGACGGCGCGCCCGCGCACUUCCCCGGCCCCGGGGCGCCCUCGCCGGAGCCGCCCGCCUACCGCUCGCAGGACUUCGACACGCUGGCCACCGUGGGUACAGGGACGUUCGGCCGCGUGCAGCUGGUCCGCGAGAAGAAGAGCACGCAUUUCUUCGCCCUGAAGGUGAUGAGCAUCCCGGAUGUCAUCCGCCUGAAGCAGGAGCAGCACGUCCACAACGAGAAAUCCGUGCUGAAGGAAGUCAGCCACCCCUUCCUGGUCAAGCUGUUCUGGACGGGGCACGAUGACCGCUUCCUGUACAUGCUGAUGGAGUUCGUGCCGGGUGGUGAGCUCUUCAGCUACCUGCGCAACCAGGGCCGCUUCUCCAGCUCCACCGGGCUCUUCUACUCCGCGGAGAUCGUCUGUGCCAUCGAGUACCUGCACUCCAAGGAGAUCGUCUACAGGGACCUGAAGCCGGAGAACAUCCUGCUGGAUAGAGACGGUCACAUCAAGCUCACUGACUUCGGGUUCGCCAAGAAACUGGUGGACAAGACGUGGACCCUUUGCGGGACCCCCGAGUACCUGGCCCCCGAAGUCAUCCAGAGCAAGGGCCACGGGAGAGCUGUGGAUUGGUGGGCACUCGGCAUCCUGAUAUUUGAGAUGCUCUCGGGAAACUGUGGACCUGGGGAUUCUUCCUCGUCCUGUGAACGCGAGGUUCUUCUGCCUGAUGUGCUGCCUUCCGUCCACGCUCCCGCCCCUUCCCUUUGUCCUGCUUUCUUUGGCGGCUGUGCUUUUUGCUGGUUUCCUCCGUUUUUUGAUGACAACGCAUUUGGCAUUUACCAAAAAAUUCUUGCAGGCAAGAUAGAUUUCCCCAGACAUUUGGACUUCAGUGUCAAAGACCUCAUUAAGAAACUGCUUGUUGUCGACAGAACAAGGAGAUUGGGAAACAUGAAGAAUGGAGCAGAAGAUGUGAAACGGCAUCGGUGGUUCCGGACCACAGACUGGGAGGCUGUCCCAGAAAGGAAACUGAAGCCUCCCAUCGUGCCCAAAGUGUGCAGCGAGGGCGACACCUCCAACUUCGAAGCUUAUCCCGAAAACGACUGGAACGUGGCCCCUCCGGUGUCACAGAAAGAUCUGGAAGUCUUCAAGAAUUUCUGAGCGUGGGCUCCCCACCUGGAAGAAACAGGGUGAUUUGAGCCUGCCCGGGACAGAUGGCUGCCCCCAGGCAGACCUGAAGAAGCAUCUUCUUAAUGGGAUAAGGACUUUUCCACGUUUAUAUACACCCGGAUGUAUAUAAAGAGAUUGCAGAGCCA
Molecule: messenger RNA, 1437 nt
Organism: Eubalaena glacialis (North Atlantic right whale)
Lineage: Eukaryota; Metazoa; Chordata; Mammalia; Artiodactyla; Balaenidae
Product: cAMP-dependent protein kinase catalytic subunit PRKX
Exons: 10
Coding region: 77-1282 (401 amino acids)
Biological process (GO): protein phosphorylation
Molecular function (GO): protein serine/threonine kinase activity; ATP binding
Source: RefSeq, a predicted model, not a curated record